UCGAAAGUUCUCAUUAUCAUAUCACAUUCUGAAAAAGCUUUUCUGUUUCGGCAUUUACCUCUUCAUCCUGAGCUCUUAAUUAAUUACCGCCUGUGAUAAUUAACUAACUUCUGAUUAUGGCUUUCUUAUGCUCUCGUAACAUGCUCUUCUCAAUUUUAAUGAUGAUUUCUCUUCAUCAAGUCGUGUAUGUCUCCUCCUUGGAAUUUCAAGUUGGUGACACUACUGGUUGGGCAGUUCCUCCCUCAAAUGACACCAAUUUUUACAACAAUUGGGCUUCCAAUAUGAGGUUCAAAAUCGGCGACACCAUUCGUUUCAAGUACAAGAAGGACUCAGUGAUGGAGGUGACAGAGAAUGAAUACAAGAAAUGCAACUCAACUCGCCCCCAUUUCUUUUCCAACAAUGGAAACACGAUGUUCACAUUGGAUCGUUCAGGCUAUUUUUAUUUCGUGAGCGGGGCAGCAGGACAUUGUGAGAGAGGAGAGCGUAUGAUCGUUAGGGUUCUGGUACAGGAUGUAAUCAAUGAUUAUUCUGCAGCAUCGGCUACCACAUGGGCACUCUUUCAACAACUUUAUGCUCUUCCCCUUUUGGUCUUUCUUGUUUCACUUAUCUACUAGCUAGAUCUUUAGUUUUAUCAAUUUGUUGCUGAUUUCUAGCUCUAGUUUAUGUUGGACUGCUGUUUUAGUACAUUGAUGUUCAUCUGCAUAGACAUACUUUGUUGAAAUAUUUAUUUCUUAUU
Nicotiana attenuata is the source of this 736-nucleotide messenger RNA. RefSeq names its product early nodulin-like protein 1. Bases 117 to 614 code for a protein of 165 amino acids. The record is from RefSeq and is a predicted model, not a curated record. Gene Ontology annotation, molecular function: electron transfer activity. NCBI's taxonomy places the organism in Eukaryota, Viridiplantae, Streptophyta, Magnoliopsida, Solanales, Solanaceae. Gene Ontology annotation, cellular component: plasma membrane. The transcript is spliced from 2 exons.